Molecule: messenger RNA, 3967 nt
Organism: Gadus morhua (Atlantic cod)
Lineage: Eukaryota; Metazoa; Chordata; Actinopteri; Gadiformes; Gadidae
Product: caspase recruitment domain-containing protein 10
Exons: 24
Coding region: 124-3327 (1067 amino acids)
Biological process (GO): regulation of apoptotic process
Cellular component (GO): cytoplasm
Molecular function (GO): CARD domain binding
Source: RefSeq, a predicted model, not a curated record
UAGGCACAGCCACGAGACCUCCCCUGUUCCGCGCUGUUCAGAUGAGUAGCUCCCACCCCGUGGUGGAGGUACGUUUGGUUCAUCUGUUCUCUACCCUCCUGCGGUCAUCUCCACAACGAGACGAUGAGCGGGUUGUCUGUCUGGGGGGAGGAGUCUGAACAUCCCCAGAAGGAGGAGGAGGAAGUUGAGGAGGUGUUGGAGGAGGAGGAGGUGGAGGAGAAGGAGGAGGAGGAUGGGGAGGCACGCCCGUUGUCCCCCUGGUCAGAGGAGCGCUGCGAGGAGCUGUGGGAGCGCGUGGAGGCCAACCGCCACAAGCUGACCCGCAUCCUGAACCCCGCCAAGCUCACGGCGUACCUCCGGCAGUGCAAGGUGAUGGACGGUGAGGACGAGGACGAGGUGCUCAACUCCACGCAGUACCCCCUCCGCGUCAGCAAGGCUGGGCGUCUGCUGGACAUCCUGCAGCUUCAGGGGCCCCGGGGCCUGCAGGCCUUCAUGGAGUCCCUGGAGUUCUACCACCCGGAGCAGUUCACCCUGCUGACCGGCCAGAAGGCCACCCAGCGCUGCUCCCUCAUCCUGGAUGAGGAGGGUCCGGAGGCCCUGACCCAGUUCCUGCUGCUGGAGGUGAAGAAGCUGCGGGAGCAGCUUCGCAACGCGCGGCUGUGUGAGCGCCGCCUGUCCAAGCGCUGCCGCGCGGCGGAGGAGGAGCGCAGCCGUGCCGAGGGCAAGGCCCACGACCACCGCUACGAACGGCUGCAGCUGGAGAGACUGCGUCAUGAUUUGGAGUUGGGGAGCCGGGAGCUGACCCGGCUGAAGGACCGGCACCUGGAGCAGGCCGUGAAGUACUCCCGGGCCCUGGAGUUGCAGGGCCAAGCCUCGGCCCGUGAGAAGGAGCUCCUCCGACAGGUAGAGGAGCUGAAGCUCAGGCUGGUGGAGGCGGACACACUGAGCAUCAACGGCCACUCCCGCUCUCUGUCCCUGAAGCGCAGCAGCGUGCUCCACAACAGCAUCAAGAGGAUGACGCCACCGCUGCUGCCUCUCAAGCCCCUGCAGCACAGCGACAUCCCGAAAGACGCGCCGACGUCUGGAACCUCGGCCCUGAUGGACAUCCUGCAUCAGGACCGCAAGGAGGCGGUGGAGCAGAGGCAGGAGAUGUGUGACACCAUCACCAGACUGCAGGAGGAGCUGGAGAGCACAGAGGAGCAGAUGGAAGAGCUGGAGGGCCAGUGUGAGCAGCUUCAGCUGAAGGUGAGGACCCUGCAGAUGGACUGGGAGACGGAGCAGAAGAGGAGCAUGUCCUACUUCAACCAGACCACAGAGCUUGAGAAGGAGAGGGACCAGGCGCUGAGGAGCCGGGACAGCCUGCAGCUGGAGUACACGGACUGCCUGCUGGACAAGAACCGUCUUCGGAAGAGGAACGCCGAGCUGCAGGUCUCCCUGGAGCAGCAGGCCUGGCUGCUGGAGAAGGAGCGGGAGCGGGCCCGCCAGCAGGGGGACAAGGCCGGGCCCUGCCUGAACUGUUCCAACCUCUCCCUGUGCAGUGAGGACCAGUGCUUUGGGCCCUGCUGCUCCCCCGGUCUGGACCUGAGCCCCAGCAUCUCAACCUCCAACAUUCUGCUGAGAAAGAUCCCCCACAAAGGCCCAGUGAGAGAGCCAGGAGAAUCACGUUCCAUCUCAGAUGACAAUCUUCUGCCCCUUAUGGUAGAGAACGAGAAGGAAAUCAACCGGUUGUCGACCUUCCCCUUCCCGCCGUGCCUCAACUCCAUGAACCGCCGCUUCAACACGGAGUUCGAGCUGGACUCCUGGGGCAGCGACGACAACGACCUCACCUCAGGAGCCCCCAGCGAGCCGUCGCUCUGUUACUCCUUGAGCUCCCUGAACUCCCAAGUCUUCUCCCCCGACCUGGCCGGCCUGCCCCCGGCCCCGCAGCCCAAACCCUGGCCUGCUGCCCCAGGGUACGGGCGCUCACUGAACACUGAACACUCAACACUCAACACUGAACCCUGGCCUGCUGCCCCAGGGCUGAAGCCAGUGUCCCCGUCGUCCAGUCCGCCUAUCGCGGUCAAGCAGAGGCAGUGCAGCUUUGACGAUGAUGUCACUCUGGUGGGAGGGAACCAUACGGGCGUCUUCGUCAGUCAUGUGACCCCCGGGUCACACGCCGCCAGCUGCGGCCUGCAGGAGGGCAGUGAGCUGCUGGAGCUGCAGCAGGUCCUGUCGGGCGGGGGCAGUUUGCUGCUGUCUCAGUGCACAGCGGAGGUGGCCCACUUCUCCCUGCAGUGGUGGACGCAGCCUGCCUCCCUGAAGCACCGCGCCAACCCAGAGGCCUACGCCACCCUGUGCUCCCAGCUGGCCGCGCCCUCCUUCCUGGGCGCUGACUCCUUCUACGUCCGGGUCAACCUGGACAUGGACCCCAGCGGGGACGUCCCCUUCCUGGGGGCGCGCUGUGAUGACAUCAUGCACGUGACGGACACGCGCUACCAGGGGAAGUACCAGUGGCGCUGCUGCCUGCUGGACCGCUGCACCGCCCAGCCGCUGCUGGCCGGGGCCAUGCCCAACUACAACAGGGCCCAGCAGCUGCUGCUGCUGCGACUCAGAACCAUGGCCUCGGAGCAGAAGAACUUCAAGAAGAAGGUGCUCUCCAGGAAGGUGGCGGCCCGGCGGGUGCGUCUGGUGAAGGCCGUGGCUCCGGGCGCCGGGGGCCCGUCCACCCAGGUCCUCUACACGCUGAGCCACCGCCAGGAGGAGCAGCUGAUCCCCUACAGCCUGGUGCUGCCGGUGCAGGCGGGGGCGCGGCGGCCGGUUCUCUUCUCCCCCUCGCCGCUCUCCAGGGGGCUCAUAGAGCAGCUGCUGCAGCCCGCCAUGUCCCAGCUGCAGUUCAACACCUGCCCUCCAGAACCCAUCCCGGCCACCGAGAGGUGCCAGAAACACGUGUUUAUGCUGAACCCCUCGAUUCCAGACGACUCUCUGGGCAUCAGGCUGCAAUCCAUACAAGACAUCGUCAGCCAGGAUAAGCACUGUCUGCUGGAGCUCAGCCUGGCCAAUGUGCAGGGCCUGCUGAAGCAGGGAGUGUACCCAAUCGUCAUCCACAUCCAGCCCAAGAACAAGAAGUACGGGAGACUGAAGAAGUGGUUUCCCCAGUGCGGAGAGGAGAAGUUGAUUGAGGAUCUGUGUCGGAGGGAGGAACUGCAGCUGGAGACUCUUCCACUGUUCCACCACACGCUGGAGCCCAGCCGCUGGAGCAGCACGGACGACCUGCUGUCCGCCAUCCGCAGUGCCAUCGACAGCCAACAGAGGGCGGUAGCCUGGGUGGAAUUUGAGAGACUGCAGUAACCGCAGCCGGCCGCCAUACGCAGUGCCAUCCAGGACCAGCAGAGGGCGGUGGCGCGGGUGGAAGUACCGUCCUUAGCCAGUAGAGGGCACUGGGAUUGGUGGAACUGGACAGACUUCAGUAACUGCAAGGCAGGUUAUUGACCAGUAGGCGACACAUGCACCUCGCCCACAAAAAAGUGAAAUGUGGCAUUUCAUAGGAUUUAAACCACUGCAGUCUUUUUUAAUCAAACGACUGCAAAACCUUUGUUUGUAGAUAGAUUAUCGGAUGUGUUAUUGUCCUAUUGCGGUUGCUAUAUAUGUAAAUUCAUUCAUUUAAAUUAAUAGGGCUAUUGGCACAACAGUACCAAUACUUGGUACUGUUUUGUUCUGGUGCUGACAGCGGCUGGCACAGUCCACCAGAACAGACGUUCUCACAGAGCCUUUCACUCACUCUGGCAGCGUCUUUAGAGGGCCAUGUGGGUAGAUUACCAGGCUGUAUACCUCAAAGAUUCACUCAGGUGUUAUUCUCAUCCAAUCCAGAACCGGCCAAGGAAAUAACUCUUUGGAUCUGUAUUUUUUUAAUCUGUUGACCAGGUUAAAGUUCAAAUUGUUUCACCUUGUGUUUGUACAAAUGCACAACAUUAAAACUUUGUUUUUUCUA